CACACUUUUCGUUAGUUAUUUGUUUACGAUGUUAGCUAACCAAAAUCUAAUAUCAUUUCACUUAGUUGAAAGAAUAGGCAAUAAAAACAUCAUAACAUGGACCUAUCCUACAAUAACCGAGGAAAUGCGCGACUACUUGUUGUCGAAAUGUUUCACACUGUCAAAAAACUCGAAAUUUUUUUGUUUACGCAGAAAUUUUCACUGGAUUUACGUGACGCAAAAUUUAAAUGACGCUCUCGUCAUUAUUUCCGAUUAUUGCAAUUUAGGGAAAUACCAAGCUUUCGCCGAAAUUCUCAUGAGGAAAUAUUUAAAAAAUAAAAACCCUGUAGACCUUGUUAGGCUAUAUUUAGACGGAAAUCUCUCAGGUGGCUGUUCAAUACAAGACAAUGGUAACUUGAUCAGUUGUAAUCUCAAGAAUUUCAAACAACAGACCAAGGUGCAAGAACUGGUGGAAAAUUUUGGUAUUGAAACAAUUUUACUUUAUACUUCUUUACUUUUAAAGAGGAGAACAUUGGUUUAUUGCGAUGAUUUAGAAAAAUUACAAGAGAAAAUGAUGUCAAUAGCAUCUCUAGUUUCUUGUCGAAAUUUAAAAGACCUAUUUUUACCUUAUAUUGAGAACUGGUCAGAUUUAAAGGGAUAUUCGUUUUAUUUGGCUGGCACUACUGAUGAGACUUUGAUUAAAAAAGAUCAUUUGUAUGAUUUAUUUGUUAAUUUGCAUUUAAAAGAAAUAUUCAUAUCAGAAAGAACUAAAGAUGUUUUCAAUAUGACAAAGAUCCAGAAAAACAUAGCAAACUUUUUGGUGGAAGCAUUAGAAACUAAAAUAUGUGAAGAGGAUUUUCAUAAGGAUCUUGAUAAACAAACUAAUAAUAUAUUAAAAACUCUUAGAACAAUGGCUAAUAAUAAUUCGAAUUUAAUAACAAUAGAUGAUUUAAAAUCUAAGAAUUUAAAUAAAAAUCUUGAAAAUUUCCUUUUUAAUCUAGGAGUUGCUGAAAAUAUUGUUAUGUUGUAAAAACACUGUGAUAAGUUAAAUUUUGUAAUAAAUGUUAUAAUA
Messenger RNA from Brassicogethes aeneus, 1051 nucleotides. NCBI's taxonomy places the organism in Eukaryota, Metazoa, Arthropoda, Insecta, Coleoptera, Nitidulidae. The record is from the annotation of a GenBank genome assembly.